Molecule: messenger RNA, 2275 nt
Organism: Rhododendron vialii
Lineage: Eukaryota; Viridiplantae; Streptophyta; Magnoliopsida; Ericales; Ericaceae
Product: premnaspirodiene oxygenase-like
Exons: 2
Coding region: 180-1481 (433 amino acids)
Molecular function (GO): iron ion binding; oxidoreductase activity, acting on paired donors, with incorporation or reduction of molecular oxygen; heme binding
Source: RefSeq, a predicted model, not a curated record
UCCUCCUGUUUUUCCUAUUCGAUUUGCUUAAGAUACUCACAAGAUCCAAAACUAAAAACCCAACUCCAAAACUUCCCCCAGGACCAUGGAAGCUACCUCUCAUUGGAAGCAUCCAUCACCUAGCUGGCUCACUACCGCAUCAUUCUUUGAGAAAUUUGGCAAGGAAAUAUGGACCCCUCAUGCAUCUGCAACUAGGAGAAAAUUCAACGAUUGUCAUAUCAGCGCCACGACUGGCCAAAGAGGUAAUGCACACGCAUGAUCUAGCCUUUGCAAAUAGGCAUGAAGUUCUAGCAGCUAAGAUUAUGACCUAUAAUUUUGUAGACAUUGCAUUUUGUCCCUAUGGUGAUUACUGGAGACAAAUACGCAAAAUUUGCAUCUUGGAACUCCUGAGUGCCAAAAAUGUCCGCUCCUUCCGUUCUAUUCGGGAGGAUGAGGUUUUCCAUCUUAUCAAGUCCAUCAAAUCAUCCUUCGGUUUGCCAAUCAAUCUUACCAAAAAGAUAUUUUCUUUGACAAAUGACAUAACGUUUAGAGCAGCAUUUGGAAAGAGAUACGAAGACGAAGAUGCACUUAUACCCUUGAUUAAGGAGUCGAUAGAGCUGUCAGGGGGUUUUGAUGUGUGCGAUUUGUUUCCCUCGCUCAAAGUACUUCAAUUUCUCAGCGGGAUGAGGUCGAAAUUAGUAGGGCUUCAUCGCAAGAUGGAUCAGAUGCUCGAAAAUAUAAUCAACGAGCAUGAAGAAAAUCUCGGAAGCUCUAAAGAGAGAAAUGGUGAAGUUGGGGAGGAAAAUCUUGUCGACGUGCUGCUUAGACUUAAGCAAAGAGGUGGGCUUCAAUUUCCUAUCACAAACAACAAUAUUAAAGCUAUCAUUCAGGAAAUUUUUUCUGCUGGAACUGAAACUUCCUCAAGUACAGUCGAAUGGGCAAUGUCAGAAAUGGUGAGGAAUCAAAGAGUAAUGGAAAAGACACAAGAUGAACUGAGACAAGCCCUCAGGGGAAAUAAAAGAAUCUGCGAAACUGACCUUCAGGAGUUGAUAUAUUUGAAGUUGGUAAUCAAAGAAACCCUCAGGUUACACCCUCCUGCUCCCUUGUUAUUGCCUAGAGUAUGUAGGGAACAAGCUGAGAUUGAUGGAUACCUUAUACCCAUUAAAACAAAAGUUAUUGUGAAUGCCUGGGCUAUGGGAAGAGAUCCUGAGUAUUGGGAUGAUGCUGAGAAGUUUUCACCAGAGAGAUUCGAUAACAGUCCCGUUGAUUUUAUAGGAAACGAUUUCCAAUAUAUUCCAUUUGGGGCAGGGAGAAGGAUAUGUCCAGGGAUGUCUUUUGGUCUAGCAAAUGUCGAACUUCCUCUAGCUCAAUUGUUGUAUCACUUCAAUUGGAAACUACCCAGUGGGACUAAGCCAGAAGAUCUAGAUAUGACAGAGACCUUUGGAGCAAGUGCUAGGAGAAUAAGCAACUUGCAUUUGAUUGCUACUCCUUAUUUCACUUGAUCAUGAGUAAAGCCACCGUUAGAAUGCGAUGGACCACAAUUAGUCUUCCUUUUCAUUAUACAAAUGAUUAGAUUCUAUGUUUCGUAUUUGUAAAAUGUUUUGGCUGAAGUAAUUUCAUUUUCCUAUUCUUCGAGAACAUAACAUUCCAAGCACACUAAAGCAUAAGGUGCGAUGUUCUCAAAUUCCAUGUCUAUGUUCACUGUUUAUGAAUUCUUCCUUUUCCUUUGGUUUCAUAUUUGCAAAUCCAAUUUGCUUAGUACCUUUUUCUAGAGAUUCUCAUUCAAUUCAACUAGUUCAGAAAAAGGUUUGAACAGAUCAAUAGAGGUGACUCUAAGAUUAUUUAUCCUAUUUCCUUAGUACCUUUUCCUCUUCUCUUCUUGUUCUCGUGAAUAUAGCUGGUGGAGUAGCAGUUUUGGUUUUCUCUCUAAGUUAUAAAUGAGCAACACAUUCAAGGUCAAAUUGCUUUAACUUGUCUCCAUUUGUUUAUGUUUUCAUCUUUCCUUUUUGGUUGUUGAGCAGUAUAAGCAACAUAAUUGUGUAUUGUUAUGGAAUUCAUAUAAUUAGAAGCUGACGUUUGAAAACUCAAAGCUUGUCAUAGUUUCAACUUUCAACUUAUCGAUAUCUUGAAUUACACUGGUCUUGUGUUGGUAACUCGGUAAUACAUAUAUUCAAGGCCAUACAAUCCAGGUGAUUUUAAAUGUGCAUCUCUAAUUAAUUUGCUGGUUAAUUUCUUGGUUGGCGACAAUCCUGAUUUUUGUCAUAAUCAGAGUCAUUGCUUCUCUUCAUACCAGGAU